UAUCGAUGGAACCAGCGGCUAUUGCACAUCCUUAGCCCAUAGAUACAAGGAAGGGCGGAUAGAGCGAAGAAACAUCAAUGUAUGUGGACAUCGAUGUCUUUGGCGGAAAACAUCGAUGACGCCCUGGCAAACAUCGAUAUUACCGAUGUUGUUAAAUCAUCGAUGACAUCGAUGUCAGCAUGGAAGUUUCAUCACCUCUAGCGGAUCGUCUCGCGUUCGAAAUUGCACGCACUGCAGCAUAAAUAUUUAAAAUAAAUAUUUAAAUAACCACUGGAAACAUGCAGUUGCACAAGCGAAGAGCCAAGCAAAAAUAUGGCCAGCGAAUUAUGUCAUAAUUGUGAAAGUGUUUCAAGUGCACUGCAACGGCAGCCACAGCAACAACAACAAAAACUGCACGCAUGUGAAAAAGGAGUGCGAGUGUGAAGAAAAAAAAUCAAUUGAAAAGAAAAUUGCAUUUUCGCUGCCGCGGCCGAAACGAAAAUAAGUGAAAGAAAAUAUAUAUAUUUAUAUACAUAUAGAUAUAAAGUGCGUUCGGGGUGUGUGCGUGUGUGUAAGGAAAGGAGGAAGAAGCAGCAGCAGCAGAAAUAGCAAAAGGAGACAACAACAAAAGCGAGAGAAAACCGCCAGCAACAACAACAAUAACAACCAGCAGCCCCCUAAUAAAGAGCAGAGAAAAAAAUGAGUUCAAGUUGUGAAAGCAGAAUAGAAUGGGUAGAAAUCAUCGAGCCACGCACCAAGGACCACAUGUAUGCCAAUCUCACCACAGGCGAAUGUGUUUGGGAUCCACCAGAAGAUGUGCCAAUUAAGCGGACCGACUCAUCGCAGUGGUGGGAACUGUUUGAUACGAAUACCCAGCGAUUCUACUACUACAAUGCGGCCACGCAGAAGACCGUGUGGCACCGGCCGAGCAAGUGCGACAUCAUUCCGCUGGCCAAGCUGCAGACGCUCAAGCAGAACACCGAUCCCAGCGAGCGUCGUGAGCAGACAACGCCCCAAAAGCAACAGCAGGUGCAGCAACAGCAGCAGGUGCAACAUCCUCCCCAGCAGCAGCAACAACCCUCACCCAUGUCGGGGCCAAACAAAAAGGGACGUGGCCAGCAGCGGAUCAGUGGAGGCAAUGGUAUGGUGGCCAGCUCCGAGGAGAAGCUAACCAGCAGCGAAGUGAUCUCUAGUCCACGUGGCCGUCAAAGCUUUCGCGUUGGCACGGGUGAGUCAUCCCGCUCGAUGGAAAUGCAGCAGCAUCCACAGGGCUAUGCCUCAAGGCGUUCGCAAGACUCCUGCAAUCAGUACAAGGAAUCGGGCAAGUCCAGCGACUCGAGUCUGUCCAGUGCGCAUGGCUAUAGGCGCUUCAAUGACGGCGGCGUUCCGGGGUCAGGACAUCCGGAUAGCCUGCGCCUGGGGUCCCUGCAGAAGCAUCAGCGGGGCAGUGGCAAGGAUAAUGGAGCUUUUGAGAUGUUGCAAGAGAGCACCAGUUCGCAUAAUUUACCGCAUGGCAGCACCUCCACAUCCUCAUCCUACGCCGGUGGCAGUGGCUAUGGGGACAAGUAUUUUGAUCAUCAGCUGCUGCCCAACCACCUGCAGGGCUACUCCUCCAAGUCGUCGGACAUCGCCUCGCCCACGCACUCUAUUCACACGCCUCAAUCGCAGAAGAAGAAGAUGUCGCCGGAUGCAGCGCCCGCUGCCCAAUUCAACUACGCACAACAGCAACAUCAGCAAAGGAACGCACAACGAAGUGGCGGAGGAAGUGGUGGCGGCGGAGUACCAGUGGCCAAGUCCUACGGAGGCGAUCGCGAGUACAAGGUGUCGCUGGCCCGCUCGGGCAGUUUCAUGUCCUCAUCCAUUAAUCCCGCCGCCGCCGGUCAUCACAGCAAAUCCUACCGCAAGAGCAGCGCUGAAGCAGCGAACGGAGGUGCCGCCAGCGAUGACUCCAUGCACGAGAAAUACUUCAAGUCGGUGGAAAACACACCGCUCUCUCGCCGCCGUCACACCACUAAUGCCACCAAAAGUGGAGGAGGACCGGGUGGAGGUGGGGCAAGUGGCAGCAACACAGCCACUAGCACGGCGGGCAGCGGCAGCAGCAGCCAUAAAAAGCACUCGAGCGACUCAAGUCCGCAGAGUCCGAUCAGUCCGCAGACGAAGAGCUCGCGCCAGGCUAAGACGAGUGCCACCAGUGCUCUGCCCCAGUUGCAACAUUCUCCACGACUGCAGGAGCCGAGUCACAGCAUUGAUUUCCUGAGUCUGGAAAGGAUCUCACUGGGCAAGGCGGGACCCAUCUCGCCGGGUGGUGGUACAGAGAACAUUGGCCUGCUGACGCACUCAUCUCGCGGCUCCAACGACUCUGCCCGCCAGCGUCAGAAGUCCAACAACUCCACCGCGAAUCGUUCGCAGUCGCAUCAUUACCCCGGGCAGAGUUCUUUGCGGCAUAGUGCUAGUUCCAGUCUGGACAAACGUGGCUACCAUGUGGGAGGAGGCAGUGGUGAUGGAAGAGGCGGAGCAGGCGGCGAAAAGCGGCGCUCAAAACAGCAUCAGUACCAGCAGCACCCUGACAGCGAUGUUGAGUACGACAAUGGGAAUAUAUCGCCCCUGUAUACUAACUGGGACAAGGAGAUGUCCCACCUGUUGCCCCUCAAGCACUACAUUAUCGAGCAGGCCAAGCUGUCUGGUCGCUACGAGUACCGUGGUGGCGAUGGCGGCGAUUCGGAUUCGUACCAUUCGGACAGCCAAUCGGAGCACUCACUUUCAGGCCACGAGCCGGACAACGAGGACUCUGACGGGGGAUCUGAUACACAUGGCGGGUAUCUGGAGCACAACUACGGCAUGAUUGACGACUACGCCAAUAUGGGUGACAGCGUCUCCUACUAUGCGUACAUGUGUCCGCCGCACGAUCCCGCCGGAAGGGAAGACAUCUCCGACAACGUGGAGGCUGUGCUGGAGGGGAUUGGCGGCAAUGUGAUGGAACCUUCGGCGCCAACCGCCACCGUUCCUAAGCCAAAGCCCCGUUACCAGAGUUCUUACUACGAUACCGUAUCUCAUAGUCCCUCAGCCGGCAGCGGCUAUCAUGGUCAGCAGCUUUACUCCAAUACGCCGCCCUUUUCCGGGCAUGGCCAUGGUCAUCACGUUCCGCCACCGGCACUGCCUCACCAACAGCAGCUGCACCUGGAACCGAGCGACGCCAAACAGAAGCAGUCACAGACCCUGCCUUCUCCCAACCGACAGAUUUCGCGCCUGGCCGGCGCCGGUCACCAAGGACCAUCGGUGCCAGCUGCAUCAGCCAAAGAAGAGACCGGCCAUGGACACGGUCACAGUCUCGCUGCCGGUCAACAGCAGGCUGCGGGAGGAAGCGUAACGCUAGCCAGUCUUUCUCGGCCUGGUCACAAGAUGGCUCCGCCCUCGCUGAAACCCACCAUCCAGCAGAUCUUUCCACCCAGCGAACGGGCGCCGGGUAUGGGAGGUAUGGGACUGGGUGGACCCACGUUGGCUUGCAUGAAGGAAUGUGAUAUCGAAAAGUUCGCUGCCGACAAUCUGAAUCUGCACUCUAAGGGGAUCUUCCGAAAGAAGGCAUCUGUGCGCGACAUGCUCAGUUGGACGGCGGAGGCGAUAAGCCGGCCCAUGUUGGCUUUGUCCCGAGACAAGGCAGACAAGAAGACGGCAAUCGAGCUGUUCAAGCUAGUGCAGAUCUACAUGGCUGAUCGCAAGGCGCGUAUGGGCAUGACUCUAAAUUCGGUGGCCAUAGAAAUCAUCAGUGCAUCUUUACCGCAGCAGCAACUAAGAGAUGAGCUGUAUGUUCAGCUAUGUCGCCAAACAACGGAGAAUCCCAAGCGAGAAUCGCUCAUCCGGGGCUGGGAGUUGAUGGCCAUCUGUCUGUCCUAUGUACCUCCUUCGCCCACGUUUCAACCGACGCUGCUCAACUAUGUCAAUCGUCAUCGCGACCCCUCGUUUGCCACUGGUUUCAUGGAGGUGAGCAAGUGGCCCAUUCAUGUGCAGAUCUCGCACUAUGCCACAGUGUGCUGUCGCCGCUUGGAUCGCAUCGGCAGCAGUGGACGACGUCUGGCCAAAAAACCCACCGUCGAUGAGGUGGAACAGGCGCGGCAACAAAUCCUGAGAAACAGCAUGUUCGGGAACACGCUGUCUGAGGUAAUGGAGCUCCAAAAAGAUAAGUUUCCAUUCCGCAAGCUGCCCUGGAUACAGACCACCCUUUCAGAGCAUGUUCUGCUACUCAAUGGAAAGCAGACUGAGGGAAUCUUUCGCGUCUCCGCGGAUGUUGAUGAAGUCAAUUGCAUGAAGAAUCGCCUGGAUCGGUGGGAUGUUCCUGAUUUAAACAACUCAUUGGUUGAUGCACAUGCGCCAGCCAGUCUGCUUAAGCUGUGGUACCGAGAACUCUAUGAUCCGCUCAUACCGGAUGCCUACUACGAGGAUUGCGUUAACACCGAGGAUCCCGACAAAGCCAAAGAAAUAGUUAAUAAGUUGCCCGAAAUAAAUCAGCUGGUUCUAACGUAUCUAAUACAUUUCCUGCAACAAUUUUCCAUAUCCGAUGUGGUGAGCUGCACCAAGAUGGACUCCUCAAAUCUAGCCAUGGUGUUUGCACCCAACUGCCUGCGCUGCACGUCUGAGGAUCCCAAAGUGAUUUUGGAGAACGCGCGCAAAGAGAUGUCCUUUAUGCGCACUCUUAUCCAGCACAUGGAUACGACGCAUUUGGCCAAAAUAGUCUAAUGGAUUGUUGGCCAACCGCAAUUAGCAACUACCUACCUACCAACCUACCAAUAUGUAAACGUUAUUAACCUAUCCUAACUUACUACCUACCAAAUCUAACUUAAACUCAAUUUCUAUUUAUACAAAAGAUUAUGAUGAAGAGCGAUGAAUCUUAACUCCUACUUUAACUUUAACUCGUUUUGCUACUCGAAUUUUUUUACUAAUUGCUACCAAAACCGAAAGUCUAUGGAUUUAAUUUUAUUUCGUAAUGUUUAGGAGCUUGUUAAGAACAAUGGCAACAACCACAAAUACUCGAAGAACUUGUAACUCGUAGUGCUUUUUCAAACCAAAAAUAACUGAAAGAUGAAUCCAAAACUGAAAACUCAAUGUGUGCAUGCCUAGUUAUGUGUCAAAUUGUAGUUCAAUUAAUUUAUUUUGCAUUUUAACCGUUGUUUUUCUUUAAAUGGAAUUUAAAUCAAAGCAAGCAAGCAAAUACUCAAAGAAACUCUUAACUCUCAAAUAAUGCAAAGCAAAGCAAACCUUGAACAACUUCUUGCGAAGCCUAUAAAUAGUUAUUAAAUAAAGCUAACGAUAAAUUAAAUUAAACUCUAUAUAUUAUUAUGUAAACUGUAUGAAAAAGGAAGAUCAAGAAGGAGAAUCGAGAUAGAUAUGUGAAUCAAAUGCAAUAAGAGGUCAAUGAUGGAACUGCUUAUUAAUUACUUGCAGCCAACGUAGUGCUAUAUACAAAAUAUUUAUUCAUUUGCAUAAAUAAAAGAAACAAAAUAAACUAACAAACCAAUGUUAAAAUCCAAUGCAAUUUCAUGGAGAACAAGUCAACUGAAAAUAUAUAAAUAUGUAUUGAAAACCGCAACUUUCGAAGGUGAUCAAAUAAAGUUAUACAUGUAAAACAGAA
Messenger RNA from Drosophila rhopaloa, 5602 nucleotides. It is a transcript of the gene RhoGAP93B, whose product is annotated as filaggrin. The coding region runs from base 679 to 4710 and encodes 1343 amino acids. The record is from RefSeq and is a predicted model, not a curated record. Lineage: Eukaryota; Metazoa; Arthropoda; Insecta; Diptera; Drosophilidae. The transcript is spliced from 14 exons. Gene Ontology annotation, biological process: signal transduction. Gene Ontology annotation, molecular function: GTPase activator activity; protein binding. Gene Ontology annotation, cellular component: cytoplasm; cytoskeleton.